GCCUCACACACACGCUCCGUCUCCCACUCACCCUGCGACUCGCUCAGUCUCUGUUCGCUCCACACUGCUCCUCGCCUCUCUCCCCGAAGUGAGGUACCAUGCAUCCUCCUUUCUCCUCCUCCUCUCUGCUGACCCAUCACAAUCCCAAGGUCCUUUCAUCAAACAGAGCCCUGUUGCUCCAAAGCCAAGGACCUUAAAGGGAAAAAAAACUGUGAUUUCCUUGAGGAAUUUGGAGAUUGGACAAGGCUUUUUCUUUUUCUUUUUCCAAGAGCACUUUGCUUUCUGUCGGGACGCCGACCUGUGGGGGCACUUCUUCUCUCCGCGUAAACACAUCCCGAGCUUUCUUAAAGUUGUUCAGGACUCUGAAUCAAUCACCAAGUGUGCAGUCAGCCCAGCUCAGGAUCUCCAGCACGGCUCUCUGCACGCUGACCAAAGCUGCACAGCUGAUAUGUCCAAACCUGACAUGUUGCAUAAGGGUUUUCGCUCAGAAAGAAACUGACUAAUCCCAUGACCCCRUCCUUCCCUCGUGUGAUUUCCAUAUGAGAUUCAGCAGCCCGAAAGAGAACUGGUCUGGACUCCUGACGUUCAACUUCAUGUAACAAGAACAACAAAAGAAAGAAAGAAAUCUGCGUCCCACACCCAGAAAACAGCGGGUCUCGAGCACUUUGAGGGCCGAAAACAAACGCCAUGCAGGUGUCGUUCGCGUGCACGGACCACGGCCUGAAGGCCCCACGCAACGGCGGGGAGCACAGCAAGCAGAACACCACCAGCCCCAACACCACCAGCCAUGCCCGGGCCCGCUUCCGCACCGUGGCCCUGAUCGCCCGCAGCCUGGGCUCCUUCACCCACCGCUACCACCACAACCUCAAGGAGUCCACGGCCAAGCUGACCGGCAUGAAGUACCGGAACCUGGGGAAAUCUGGGUUACGUGUCUCCUGCCUGGGGCUCGGAACGUGGGUAACAUUCGGAGGACAGAUAUCUGAUGAGGUGGCAGAGCAGCUGAUGACCAUCGCAUACGAGAGCGGGGUCAACCUGUUCGAUACAGCCGAGGUCUACUCUGGGGGGAAAGCAGAGAUAAUCCUGGGAAACAUCAUCAAGAAAAAGUGCUGGAGGAGAUCCAGCCUGGUGAUCACCACAAAGCUCUACUGGGGAGGAAAAGCCGAAACGGAGCGAGGCCUCAACAGGAAACACAUCAUUGAAGGUUUAAAGGGUUCCCUCCAGAGGAUGCAGCUGGAGUAUGUGGACGUGGUCUUUGCCAACAGGACCGACAGCAACACUCCCAUGGAGGAAAUAGUGAGAGCAAUGACUCAYGUAAUCAACCAGGGGAUGGCUAUGUACUGGGGAACAUCUCGCUGGUCUGCCAUGGAGAUCAUGGAAGCGUAUUCUGUGGCCAGGCAGUUUAAUCUGAUUCCUCCGGUGUGCGAGCAGGCCGAGUAUCAUUUCUUCCAGAGGGAGAAGGUGGAAACUCAGCUUCCAGAGAUCUACCACAAAAUAGGUGUUGGUGUGGUCUCCUGGUCUCCUCUGGCCUGUGGGAUAAUCACUGGGAAGUAUGAAAAUGGCAUCCCAGAGUCCUCCCGGGCCGCCAUGAAGCCCUACCAGUGGCUGAGGGAGAAGAUAACGAGUGAGGAUGGCAAAAAACAGCAGGCCAAACUAAAGGAACUGACUCACAUCGCCGAAAAACUCAGCUGUACUUUGCCCCAGUUAGCCAUUGCCUGGUGCUUGAGGAACGAGGGCGUCAGCUCUGUGCUUCUCGGGGCCUCCAAUCCGAGCCAACUAACAGAAAACUUGGGAGCCAUUCAGGUGAUUCCAAAGAUCACAGCGGGCAUUGCCACAGAACUGGAUCAUAUACUGGGCAACCGCCCACACAGUAAAAAGGACUACCACCAUUAGGACGGACCCGUCUUAGUAAACUAUGCUCAACAAGCUUCUCAAAGCUCACUCUUCACAGCCAUGGCACCAUAAGUGCGUUCCCAGAGUUGCGUGUGUGUGGAGGACUGUGUGAUUGUGCUCGGCUCUUUCAAACGGAUAAUGUGAAGCCAGCUACUUGACGCAAAGCAUGCUAUUGCAGCCACUGGACUAAACAAAAUUGGGAGGAUCCAUUGACACGGUUACUUGUGUGAAAAACCUCUUCCAGAACAAAGUUUCAGAYGGUGCUGAACCACAAAAUCGACAAAAUCAAAAGAUCAUAUUUCCACUUGUUGAAAUAACAUCUGUGAGUAAGGCUGUCAGUGCAUGUUAAGAAAACUUUAGAGGAACUUAUUACCCACCAAGCUUAAGACACUACCAUAAGGCUACAACAAAAUGAUGCUCUGCAUUGAAACGGACCUAAURUUAGAGAAAUAUAUUUUGUUUUAUGUCUGUGGUGUGUUUAAAAUAAUUAUUUUUAACCAGAUUUGGGCUCACAAUGGUUUUUGCUGAUAACAUGCAAACUAGUUUAAAUUAUUCAAAAUGUAUGUAAUGACUGUUACAUUUAUUUCCCUAAAGAGCAACUAUGUCAGAGUGAGUUUCAUGUCUCCUUAUGUUAUAUUUUUCUCACUUAUGCAACAGCAUUGCAGAGYGUAUUUUCCUACUGUGCCCCUUCAACCCGUUUUAAUUCGUACCCUGCCAGACUUUCUGUCAGUAGGGAUUGUAUUUGAUUCGUUUAUUUUCAGUCUGUUUUGUGGGCAGAACAACGUCUCAGUGAAGAUGGUCGAUGAUCCGCCUACAGGGAAGCUCAUAGAAUAAAAAAGCCAUGCAUUUAAUUAAGAGACUCAGUUACCAAAAAAAAAACAAAAGGAACACCAUAUGGACCCCUGCAGUAAUUGCACGUGGAACAUGCAAAGUUUUCCCCAACUUCUCCCAGAUGGCAGUUUUAUGUAAUGGGAUUAUAUUUGCUAUGUUCUGUUUGCUGAAACGUGCAUUACGGUGUUCAUCAAAUUUGUACAUUAACAUGAAAGAAGCUUAUAAUUUGUACGUUAUAUGUUUUACACAAUGUUAUAGUUGUUUUAUUCCACUGUCAUGGAUGCCUUUCUUUUUGAUCUAAUAAAAUAAAUCAAAUGAUCUAA
Messenger RNA from Austrofundulus limnaeus, 3044 nucleotides. It is a transcript of the gene kcnab1b, whose product is annotated as potassium voltage-gated channel subfamily A regulatory beta subunit 1b. NCBI's taxonomy places the organism in Eukaryota, Metazoa, Chordata, Actinopteri, Cyprinodontiformes, Rivulidae. The transcript is spliced from 15 exons. Gene Ontology annotation, cellular component: cytoplasm; voltage-gated potassium channel complex; juxtaparanode region of axon. Gene Ontology annotation, molecular function: transmembrane transporter binding; voltage-gated potassium channel activity; potassium channel regulator activity. The record is from RefSeq and is a predicted model, not a curated record. The coding region runs from base 688 to 1890 and encodes 400 amino acids. Gene Ontology annotation, biological process: regulation of potassium ion transmembrane transport; potassium ion transport; transmembrane transport.